Messenger RNA from Mycotypha africana, 177 nucleotides. RefSeq names its product ribosomal protein L34-domain-containing protein. The annotation marks the transcript as partial. The transcript has a single exon. The record is from RefSeq and is a predicted model, not a curated record. Lineage: Eukaryota; Fungi; Mucoromycota; Mucoromycetes; Mucorales; Mycotyphaceae. Gene Ontology annotation, biological process: translation. Gene Ontology annotation, cellular component: ribosome; mitochondrial large ribosomal subunit. Gene Ontology annotation, molecular function: structural constituent of ribosome.
UUUCGUAGUCCUUUCAAUCUUACACAAAUGCGUUUUAUCAAUCGUGGCAAUACCUAUCAGCCCUCGCAACUUGUACGUAAAAGAAGGCAUGGAUUUUUGCACCGUCUCAGUACCAAAAAUGGCAGACGUGUUCUUAUGAGACGUCGUAUGAAGAAUAGAAAGAAUUUAUCACAUUAA